Messenger RNA from Bolinopsis microptera, 750 nucleotides. RefSeq lists its product as uncharacterized. Gene Ontology annotation, cellular component: nucleus. Gene Ontology annotation, biological process: regulation of transcription by RNA polymerase II. The transcript has 2 exons. Gene Ontology annotation, molecular function: DNA-binding transcription factor activity, RNA polymerase II-specific; RNA polymerase II cis-regulatory region sequence-specific DNA binding. The coding region runs from base 1 to 750 and encodes 249 amino acids. The record is from RefSeq and is a predicted model, not a curated record. NCBI's taxonomy places the organism in Eukaryota, Metazoa, Ctenophora, Tentaculata, Lobata, Bolinopsidae.
AUGAACGGAAAGCGGAGACGCGAGAUUGAAGAUACGAUGGGAAAUGGAGCUAGAUGUGAUCUGGACAGCGCGUCAGGAAUGUCGGAAUGCUUUAGUGUGUCGUAUCUUAGUGGUGAAGAGAAAACGAACAAAGCUGGCAAAAUACUUCUCCCCAAAACAGUGUGGAUGUGUUUUUCUGCUGACACAAAGAUCCUGACUCCAGGUCACCAGUGGGAGGAUGUAUCGGAUGUUCCUCGUCGAGACGAACCUCUGACCUUUUCCUUCUGUCAGUACGAGACGGACUCCGUCCUGACGGACUUCCGGGAUAGUUCAGGGGUAACAGUGACCGCACGUGUCAGUCAGUCAGCACUGUUCUAUGUUAGGGACAAGGGUUGGUGCGCCCUGAGACCCUCAAUAGCCGCUGCAAGAUACGGAGUUCACGUCUUUCUGUUUCUUUGCCCAGGGGACUUGUGCCAACCUGUUCUCUUCCAGGAGGAGAUAUCUCUAGAGUCAGCUGACAGCACAAACUCCUCUUCAAUCAGAGUUAAACGACCGAUGAACUCGUUCAUGUUGUUCGCUAAGAAGUACAGGUUGGAACUGACGAGAUUGCACCCAGGGAGAGAUAACAGGGACAUAAGCAUACUGUUGGGGGAGAAGUGGAGGAAACUGUCGAGUGAGGAGAAGAAGAGGUACGCUAGAGAGGCACAGACCCUGGCAGAGGUUCACAAGAGGAGCCAUCCUGACUGCUGGAAAAGAAAAAAGUCUAAAUGA